CGUGCAUUGUGCUCUAAUUCCGUUCCUGUUUUGUGUUCUUGGGUUGGUUGGCCAAGGGGAAUCUCUCUGGUUUUUAUCACACCUCUGUCUCUUUUUUUUUUAACCUCUCUCCUUAAAAAGAGGAAAGACAUAGAUAGAGAGAGAUAGAGAGAGAAAGAGAGCAGGAGAACCCACUAAGCGUGCAAAUAAAAGACUUAAAGCAAAGCUAAGAUUACAAUCCCAUGCUAUUAUAGCUCCCUCCACCUUUGCUUUGCUUUUCGGGUGUGUUUUUAUUUUUUAUUUUCUCUUCCUUUCUCUCUUGGUGGGGUUUCCAUUGAGCUGUGAUAAUACUUGUGUGUUCCUCCUUCUGCUACCUCAGUCUAUCCAACGUUUUGCAGUGGCCAAAACCUUAAAACCCUUUUAUUUUUAAGGUUUCCUCUGUAGGUCCUUCUUGCUGUUCGCUCAGACUCUCGCACUUGUUGCAAGGAAGCCCUUGUUUCUCACAACUACAAGAUGUGGUAUUUAUCGGAUUUAAGCUGCGGUUAGACUUUGGGGGAUUCUAGAGUUUGUUUAUGUUUCUUGCAUACAUAUAUUUGGUGAGUGAUAUUUCAGCAAGGAGGAAUCUUCCUUUGGAGCGUGGUGUGAACAGAAGAUGGAUGAAAGGUCAAGAAACGAGGCAUCUCCUCAGCUGUUAGAUUUGAUCUCAAACGAGAGAGAGUGGCAGAUGAACAAGAGAAACGAAGGAAAAUCCUCAGAAGAAAGAAAGCUUGAACUGAGGCUUGGUCCACCUGGUGAAGACUGGUCUCUGGGCGGUAAAAUGAAGAACACAGAAAGAGAAGAAUCUCUUCUCUCUCUUGGUUGCUUCUCUCCUAACAAUGGGUUCCAGAGCAAGGCUUCUCCAUGGCCAAACUACCACCACCACCACCAGGGUAACAACAACAAAGCCUCUUCUUCAUCAUUUCUUCAGUGCCCUAAGGUUGUGGUAGAGUUGCAGAAUGGUGGUGAUGGCAAAGUAUUCUCUCCCUCUUCUGCAAAUACAGCUGUGUCCCAGCCCAACACCUCUCAGAAAAGAACUGCUCCUGCUCCAGUGGUGGGGUGGCCCCCAAUUCGUUCCUUCAGGAAGAACCUUGCAAGCAGCAGCAGUGCUUCUAAGCCACCUCCUGAGUCUCAGGCUGAGCAGCACAACAAGGUUGCUGGUAAAAAACCUGUUGACAACUAUGCUAAUAAUAAAGGUUUGUUUGUCAAGAUCAACAUGGAUGGUGUUCCUAUAGGGAGAAAAGUGGACCUCAAUGCCUAUGACAGCUAUGAAAAUCUCUCUUCCGCCGUGGACGAGCUAUUCAGAGGUCUUCUUGCUGCUCAAAGAGAUUCCUCUGCUGGUGGAGUUCACAACAAGCAGGAGGAAGAGAAAGCAAUUACGGGGUUAUUGGAUGGAAGUGGAGAGUAUACUCUUGUUUAUGAGGAUAAUGAAGGAGACAGGAUGCUUGUUGGGGAUGUGCCAUGGCACAUGUUUGUAUCAACAGUGAAGAGGCUACGAGUGUUGAAGAGUUCUGAGCUUUCUGCUUUUACCCUUGGGAGUAAGCAAGACAAGAUACCCCUUGACUCAGCAAUGAAAUGAACAGCGGUUUGAGGUUUUGAUCACCUGCUGAAAACUUGAAGACUCUUCCUAAUUUGACGUUUUGGUUCUAUUGUCUGAUGAAAAGAACAUGGAAUGAAGCUAGUUGCGUACAUUACAACUAAGUAAUGUGAUGAAUGUGUCUUUUUUUUUUUUUUUUUCUAAAUGAAGAUUUGAAAUGUUUAUGGGUUUUGUAUAAAUAGGGAAGGGAAACUUCACGGAUGUGUGUACUUAUGAUUUACUGUUGAGUAGCCAUUAACUUGUUUUGGUUUGUAUUUUGAAGUCCCUUUUGUAGGUGGGGUUUUUCAGGGUCUUAAUAAUUUUCACAUCGUCAUGGCAAAGAGCGAAAUUUGGGACCUGUAAAAAUAUGGCUUUACUUGCUGGAAUA
Messenger RNA from Glycine soja, 1979 nucleotides. Its product is annotated as auxin-responsive protein IAA26-like. The transcript has 6 exons. The coding region runs from base 632 to 1594 and encodes 320 amino acids. Gene Ontology annotation, molecular function: protein binding. Gene Ontology annotation, biological process: regulation of DNA-templated transcription. Gene Ontology annotation, cellular component: nucleus. The record is from RefSeq and is a predicted model, not a curated record. NCBI's taxonomy places the organism in Eukaryota, Viridiplantae, Streptophyta, Magnoliopsida, Fabales, Fabaceae.